This is a messenger RNA of Peromyscus eremicus (cactus mouse), 774 nucleotides long. It is a transcript of the gene Tnfrsf17, whose product is annotated as TNF receptor superfamily member 17. Lineage: Eukaryota; Metazoa; Chordata; Mammalia; Rodentia; Cricetidae. The transcript has 3 exons. Gene Ontology annotation, biological process: tumor necrosis factor-mediated signaling pathway. Gene Ontology annotation, molecular function: signaling receptor activity. The record is from RefSeq and is a predicted model, not a curated record. Bases 141 to 686 code for a protein of 181 amino acids.
CAUCCCUCAUAAGAACCAACGGAGUCGGGGUCAUUCUUUCCCCUCAACGCCCCUGACCGCUGUCCACAGGGAACUCUUGCUGAGAAUCUGCUGUCUUCCCCGCGGCUCUGUCUCUGUUUCCUUCAGUGAUCAAGCCCCCCAUGGCUCAGCAGUGCUUCCACAGUGAAUAUUUUGACAGUCUGCUGCAUGCUUGCAAACCCUGCCACCUCCGGUGUUCCAACCCUCCUGUGCCCUGUCAGCCUUACUGCAACCCAAGUGUGACCGGCUCAAUGAAAGGGACACACAUUGUUCUCUGGACCUUCUUGGGCUUGACCUUGAUUGUCUCUUUGGCACUUUUCACACUCAUGUUCUUGCUGAGGAAGAUGAACUCUGAAGCACUGAAGGGCAAACUUCAAAACUCAGGAUCCAUUCUGCUGGACAAGGCCAGUACUGACCUGAGGAAGAGCAGGGCUGAUGAUGUAAGGAUUCUUCCCGGAAGCCUGGAGUAUACAGUGGAAGAAUGUACCUGCGAGGACUGUGUCAAGAGCAACCCUAAGGUUGAUUCUGACCAUUUCUUCCCACUUCCAGCCAUGGAGGAGGGUGCAACCAUUCUUGUUACCACAAAAACGAGUGACUAUGGCAAGAGUGUGCCAACUGCUUUGGAAAGUGUCCCAGGGAUGGAGAAACCAAUUCUUUCUAGAGAAUGAACCUCUGUCUGGUAUAAAAAGCCACUUUGAGAACCUUCACCAGAGGGAGAGCUGAUGCUUUUGAUGUCUUUAGGAUGACUGUUUAUCA